Molecule: messenger RNA, 2040 nt
Organism: Ixodes scapularis (black-legged tick)
Lineage: Eukaryota; Metazoa; Arthropoda; Arachnida; Ixodida; Ixodidae
Exons: 1
Molecular function (GO): nucleic acid binding
Source: RefSeq, a predicted model, not a curated record
GCCCCUGGUAAAGAUGGAAUCCAGAACCGCCUCCUUCGCAACCUCGAUCCUGACUCUCUCGAAGACCUCACCACGUACUUCAACCAGAUCUGGGAAACCCACAAACUCCCGGAAGACUGGAAACAUGCUGAGAUUGUUCUAAUCCCAAAGCCCGGCAAACCACCCAGCCUGAACAACCUACGGCCUAUCUCCCUUACAUCAUGUCUCGGGAAACUGUUCGAGCACGUUGUGCUUAACCGUCUACAGCCCUUCCUCGAAGACACAGAAGCCUUCCCACACACCAUGUUUGGAUUCAGAGCCCACCUGUCCGCUCAAGACGUGCUUCUACAACUCAAAGAAGACCUCAUAGAUAAUAUAUCCUCCUGCAGCACCCAAGCUCUCCUCGCUCUAGACAUUAAAGGAGCUUUCGAUAACGUCAGCCACACCCUAAUUCUUCAGAACUUAGCCUCCACAGACUGCGGAGAGAAGACUUACAACUACAUAUGUAACUUCCUUCGGAACCGCACAGCGACCAUUGGCAUAGAUUCCAUCCGAACGGACCCUCUACCCGUCCCCAACAAGGGCACCCCACAGGGCUCCGUUCUCUCCCCCACACUUUUCAAUCUGGCCAUGCGCAAGCUGCCCGAACAGUUGGAGGAAAUCCCGCACAUCAGACACACCCUAUACGCAGACGAUCUCACCAUUUGGACCACCUCGGGGUCGGAGGGCUCCAAACAAGACGCACUACAAACCGCGGUAGACACCGUCCAACGAUACCUUACUUCGGGCAACUUGCAAUGCUCGGCCGAGAAAUCAGAGCUACUCCUCCUGCAUCGCCGAAACAAGCGGCACCCCGACCAGAAUAGCAAUAUCGAACUCUACCUCGAUGGCAGCAUCCCCAUCCCGACGGUGCCAAGGCUCCGGGUACUUGGCCUCCAUCUGCAGGCAGACGGUAGGGCAAACUACACCAUACAAACCCUCCAAAAAACAGUCACCCAAAUCAUGCGCAUGGUGGGACGCAUCACAAACCGCAAACACGGGCUCAAGGAGACCGACGUGAUCCAGCUCACCCAGGCUCUCAUCACCAGCCGCAUCACCUAUUCCAUCCCAUACCUCAACUUAAACCAGGGUGAGAAGAACAGAAUAAAUAUCCUUAUCCGCAAAGCCUUCAAGAUUGCUCUGGGCCUGCCACUUUACGCCGCCACAGAUAAGCUCCUAGCCAUGGGCGUACAUAACACCCUUCAAGAGCUCAUACAAGCACACCUAGCCAGCCAGCAAGAACGGCUGGCCCUCACCCCCACCGGCCGCACAGUCCUCCAUAAAUUACACUUCCCGAUACCCAGCUCGGUGCGGAACACGGUUCGCCUACCAACGGCCAUACGAGACCACAUUCAAGUGGCCCCGAUCCCCAAGAACAUGCAUCCCAUCCUUCACUCCGGCCGCCGCAUUGCCCGAGCUCGGGCCCUCCAACACAAAUAUAGCAGCAAGGCAGACACCCGUUUUACUGACGCUGCCAUGUACUCGGAUCAACCAGCGGCCGCAGUCAGCGUGAUAGACCACGAUCUAAAGACGGUAGUUACGGCCUCCAUCCGCACUAUCAAUCCAGUGGAGGCAGAAGAAACGGCCAUCGCCCUGGCAAUCGCCUCCGGCAAGGAAUACCUCAAUAUCCUCUCCGAUUCCCAAACCGCCCUGCGACGAUUCCGAGCGGGCAGGAUCUCACCAUGCGCUCUGCGCAUCUUAACAGACAUCAAAACCCCGCUUCCAGAAACGACGCUCAUCUGGACUCCUGGCCAUGAAUCUGUAGAUGGAAAUCGGCAAGCCCAUGCCGUAGCCCGAGCCUGUACACACCGGGUGCCACAAACAGAGGACCACAACACAAUUCUCAAAUUUAUUCCCGUACCCAACCAAUACUCUGAAAUCCUAAUUCAUCAACGAGGCGAGAGAUUUAGAUACCCCCCUCCACAUCGGAGCCUAACGCGGGAAGAGGCCGUGAUCUGGCGCCAACUCCAAUCCCACACCUACAGACACCUCGCCCUCCUCCACAAGUUUUAUCCCACUAUG